AUGAGUGAGUUGAGUGAUGCUGAGAAACGCAGGUUGCUGAGGGAAAGAAGGCAGAAAAAAUUCGGUAAUGGUGGUGCCAGUUCAAGGUUGAAUAAGAUUACGGGACAGGUGCCGGAUAGUCAGUUGGAUACCAGCUCCCCGUUGGACUCGCCAUCGAGUGCGGAAGCGUCGGAAACUCCGGUUUCUUCAGAGCGUGCUGUGGGCAAUACGGCCAGUACACUGGAAAUGGACGAGCUGAUUGCUAGCGUAUCGAAACCUCCUUCAUCUGGAAUGCCUCCCAGGAGCCAGGGUACGAGAUCUGUACGGGAAGAUGGGUCGAAAUCACCGCAAAGCGCAGAUCCGCAGUUAGAUCUGUUCAAACGGCUGAUGGGAUCGCAGCAGUCGGACGGGUCUGAACCAGAUUUGAUGUCCAUUUUUCAGUCAAUGAACGGAGAUGGUGACGGCGAGACUCCAACACCAUUCGAGACGGAGCCGGUCGACCAGAGGAUGUUGGAUUACCACAAUUUUUUGGUCAACCGUCUCAAGGCGUGGUCUAUUCUUCUGAAAUGGCUGAUCCUUUCGCUAUAUGUUUACCUGAUCACCAAGGAAUCUGCGUCGCACAAUCUUUCCCUGCCUCAGUGGCUCAUCGAGCCUUCCAGUUUCUUCCCCGUCUUCGUUGGUUUCGAGAUCGUCGCGACCUCUAUUUACUAUCAAAGGCUGCAGUCUAUCGAGAAGAGCAACAAUGUCGACACUUUGCGAAACAACAGCAAAAUCGCCAAGCUGGUAUCGCUGCUACCUGCGCAAGGACAUCCUAUUGCGAAUCUGAAGGGCAAAAUUCUCAUGGCUCUUCAGUACUGGGACGUGUUGUCAAUGCUCAUCACUGAUGUUUGCUUCGUUUUGAUUGCCAUGGGCGUUUGUAGUUAUCUAUAG
Molecule: messenger RNA, 909 nt
Organism: Torulaspora globosa
Lineage: Eukaryota; Fungi; Ascomycota; Saccharomycetes; Saccharomycetales; Saccharomycetaceae
Gene: GET2
Product: GET complex subunit GET2
Exons: 1
Coding region: 1-909 (302 amino acids)
Biological process (GO): protein insertion into ER membrane; retrograde vesicle-mediated transport, Golgi to endoplasmic reticulum
Cellular component (GO): GET complex
Source: RefSeq, a predicted model, not a curated record